GANUCCAGCCUCCUAUAGACCGGCGGAAGUCUAUCCUUAUAUGUCGUAUACCGUAGAAUUCAUGGACUGGUUUAUAGCCUUGCCAUGUCCGCAGCCAAUUGCGUACUCAGAAAUAUACGCGGUGAUAGUCACAACUCAAGUUAUUGGCAUUUUAAUGAUUCUGGAUUUGCUCUUCUCCAUGCUGGAAACUUUUAUGAAGCACACAUUCUAUAAACGUUCAGCUGAGUUCAACUUGGCCAAUAUUUUGAUUAAUGUAAAUAUUAUGCGUGGCAUUUUCGGGCUCUCCUUCUUAAUAAGGCGUCGUCCAAUACUUUCGUUGAAGAUGCUUUACAUUUGGCUGUUUCUACUUGGUCUGUUUGUUAACAACAUGUACUCAGCUUACUUUCAAACUUUGUUCACAAGUCCGCCACUUGAGCAGAAGAUACUCUCAUUCGAUGAUAUGCGACGGACAAACUUAAAAGUCAUGUUUAGUCGCGAAGAAAUUGGAGUUAUCAAAGAUGCACUUGGCUCUGAGUUCGACAGCGUAUUCCAGGAUAUUUUGCAGCUGGAAGAUAGUGAAAUAUAUUAUCGUCGUCGUGCGGAGUAUGACACAACAUAUGCCUAUUCUAUGCCGGCAUUCCUUUGGCCUAUUUUCGAGCAGCAACAGCGAACAUUUAAGCGUAAAAUAUAUUGUUUGGCUCCAACUUUAAAAUUUUUGGACCAUUUAUUGAUGAGCAUACCUGUGGCAGAGAAUUCGCAUUUGACGGAGCCGUUGAAUUCGCUGAUCAUGCGUACAAUGGAAACUGGCCUGCUAGACCACUGGCACACAAUGACGUUCGUGAAUUUGUGGGCAACAGGCAAGCUGUCGCUGAAGGACAAUAGCAGCAUCGAACAGUUUCAUAAUAUUCGAGUGGAAGAUUUUAAGUUUCCAUGGUAUUUACUGUUCUGUGGAUUGGGC
Messenger RNA from Rhagoletis zephyria (snowberry fruit fly), 937 nucleotides. RefSeq lists its product as uncharacterized. Lineage: Eukaryota; Metazoa; Arthropoda; Insecta; Diptera; Tephritidae. The record is from RefSeq and is a predicted model, not a curated record.